AUGUCAGUCCGAGGCAUUCGGAUAUGGCGGCGGAAUGAUGCACGAUUCCAGCCGUCGAUCCUUGUCGAGAAGAAUGGACUUGACGGAUCACUUCUGUUUCAAGGUGGAGCUGUUGCCACCCUAGAUUCUGAUUCAACGGAAGUCGAACGAAGGUCUUAUCAGAAAAUUGUGGAUGCAUAUGGUCUCUUGGGAGUAUUAGCCAUCACAAAGGAUGAAUCCGUUUUAGUAGCAGUAACUGGAGUACUUUCAGUUGGACAACUUUAUGGAGCCGAUAUUCUGAAAAUAACAAAUGUCGAAUUCAUAUCAUUACGAACUUUCGGUUCUGUAGAAAAUGUAGAUUCUAGGAUAGUCGAUCUUCAACGGUUACUCUCUUCACAAAUGUUUUAUUUCUCUUCACUUCAAUCCUAUGAUCUCACUCGGUCGGCUCAACAUCGUGAUUCACAUGAUGGAAGUGAUGCACGAUUCUUCUGGAAUAGAAGUCUUCACUUUUCAUUUCAACGUUACGGAAUAGACACGGACAAUUGGCUACUGAAAUGCAUGGCUGGAUCAGUACUAGUCCGAGUAGUUUAUGUUGGUGCAAAUACAGGUCGUGUAGCUCUAAUUUCUCGAUUGAGUUGCGAAAGAGUCGGCACUCGAUUCAACGUACGAGGCGCUAAUUAUCUUGGAAAUGUGGCCAAUUUCGUGGAGACGGAGCAACUUCUUCUUUUUGACGAUAAAGAGUGCUCACUUCUUCAAAUUCGUGGAUCUAUCCCGCUUUUCUGGGAACAACCGGGAGUCAAUGUAGGAUCUCAUAAAGUUAAGCUGAGAGCAUUCGAGACAAGCCUUCCGGCUUAUCAUAGGCACAUGUCCCAACUUCAACAUCGAUAUGGAGAAUUUGCGAUUGUGAAUUUGUUGGGAAGAAAAGAAGGAGAACGAGUUCUCAGUGACGCUUUCAAGACACAACACAAGAAUUCACACUUUGCGCCAAUCGUUGAUUUCAUUGACUUUGAUUAUCAUGCUCAAAUGAAAAUAUCAAAAGAGGCAAUUGUCCAGCUGAAGAAGAAGAUGACUCCUCAUAUGUCUCAGCACGGAUUCUACUAUUCCAUGGAUCAUAAACUCGUCAAACGACAAACGGGAGUAUUUCGAACCAAUUGUCUGGAUUGCCUAGAUCGAACCAAUGCAGUUCAAACAGCCGUUGGCCUUCAGAUGUCUCAUGAUCAAGUGGCGUUCCUGAAUUUAAACGCUGGAAAAGUGAAUGUCGAACAACGUGUUGAAGAGAUUCUCAAAGAUUUGUGGCAGAAAAAUGGAGAUCAAUGCAGUACAAUAUACGCAGGAACAGGCGCAUUAGAUGGGAAAAGUAAGCUGAAAGAUGCUUCGAGAUCAUUGGCAAGAACGAUUCAAAACAAUUUGAUGGACGGUGCAAAGCAAGAAUCGUUUGACCUGUUCUUAACAGGAGCAGCGUAUGAUCCUCGUCUUUUUGAUAGAGCAUGCAAUAUUCUGCCACCGAGUUUGAUUCAAGAGAGCUAUUACUAUCAUGAAUAUGCUGACGCAGUAUCACAGCUAGUUGAGCGAAGUCCGGAAAUCGCUGAACCUCAACAUAUAAAAAUUUUCGUUGGAACGUGGAAUGUAAAUGGAGGAAAAAACAUUCACAAUGUAGCGUUCCGAAACGAAUCCAGCCUGUCCCAUUGGAUUUUCUCCAAUUCAAUGACUCGAUUGGUGUCUGUGGAAGAAGAACAACUGGCAGACAUUGUGGCUAUUGGAGUUGAGGAACUUGUUGAUUUGAAUGCAAGUAAUAUGGUGAAAGCAAGCACCACAAAUCAGAGAAUGUGGUGUGAAAGUAUUCGGAAGACGUUGGCUGAGAAGGCUCCAUUUGUUUUGAUUGGAUCUGAACAACUAGUUGGAGUCUGCCUAUUUUUAUUCGCUCGACCAAAAAUCUCCCCGUAUUUGAAAGACUUUGCUGUGUCUUCUGUAAAGACUGGUAUGGGCGGAGCGACUGGAAACAAGGGAUCGGUUGCAUUUCGAAUAGUUGUAUUCUCCACUUCGAUUUGUUUCAUUUGCUCUCAUUUCGCAGCUGGACAAAAUGAAGUGAAAGACAGAAAUGAGGAUUUUGCGACUACUUUGAAGAAAAUUCGAUUCCCAUUAGGGAGAGAAAUUGAUUCACACGAUGUUAUAUUUUGGUUUGGAGACUUCAAUUAUCGUAUCAGUUUGUCGGGAGAAGAAGUGAAAACAGCGGUUAGAAAUGGAGAUUUUUCUAAACUUGUUGAGCACGACCAACUGACAAACGAGAAAAUAAAGGGACAGACAUUUAUUGGAUUCAAUGAAGGACAGCUAACGUUUGCACCAACCUACAAAUACGAUACAUUCAGUGAUGAUUACGAUACAAGUGAAAAGUGUCGUGCUCCUGCUUGGACUGAUCGAGUUCUUUGGAAAGAUCAGAGAAAGAAAGGAAAAACGACUUUGCUGAGUUAUGACCGAUCUGAAUUGAAAACAUCAGAUCAUCGACCAGUGGGAGCUGUCUUCAAAGUGGAAACCUAUAAAGUGGAUGGAAAGAAAUGUAUAGAACUUAUCGAAGAUGUUGUUGAAUCCAUGGGUCCCCCGGACGGCACGAUUGUGGUUAACAUUGUUGGAAAGCCACGAUUCCCACCGCAGAUGUUCCCACCGAUUCAUGAAAAACUGAAAGAGCUUGGAGCGAUGGUUCAGUUGAGCAAAUUUGAUAAUGGAGACUUAUGGAUUGUUUUGAAUAGUGGAGAAAUGGCAUUGGCUGCGUUGAGCAUGGAUGGAUUGAAAUUGGGAUCAGAUCAACUUCAAGUAAAAUUGAAAUCGCCUGAUUGGGCAUAUGCUCUAAAACCGCAUCUCUCUGAUUUCGAUCUGGAGUCUUUUGAAGUUUCACCUGAAGAAGAGACUCUGAUUAAUGGUGCCGAUGGUGCAGUCUUUGAGUUUGCUGAUGAAGACGAGGAUUCGAUCAGCGUUAUGAGUUUGACUCUGACUGGAUCUGCUCCCGAUCGACCACGACCUCCAUCAGCACGUAGCGAAGCAAUCAAUAUGGCGAAUCUGGAAUGGCCAUCUGAAAGACAAGACGUCCUUUCCACUUCAAUGCCCACUCGUGCUUCUUCAGCUUCUCUUGCCAACAGCUCUUGGUAUGAGCAUGUACCACCACUUGCUCCACCGACUACUCAUCCAACACAGCAAUCAAACAACAAUAAAAGCCCUCCACAGCAAUCGUGUCUCUUCAACCCAUUCACCCAAUCUGUUCCUUCUCCAGCAGCUCCUCCACCACCUACCAUUCCAACACGAGGAGCUUCUGUUGGACCUGGUCCACCAGCUGUUCCCCUUAGAAAAGCACCCCCACCACCACCUCGCCCUGUAAUUCCACCCAGACCCAAAAAUAUGUAG
Messenger RNA from Caenorhabditis briggsae, 3372 nucleotides. It is a transcript of the gene Cbr-unc-26, whose product is annotated as Protein CBR-UNC-26. Gene Ontology annotation, biological process: phosphatidylinositol dephosphorylation; synaptic vesicle endocytosis. The record is from RefSeq and is a predicted model, not a curated record. Gene Ontology annotation, molecular function: phosphatidylinositol-4,5-bisphosphate 5-phosphatase activity. Bases 1 to 3372 code for a protein of 1123 amino acids. NCBI's taxonomy places the organism in Eukaryota, Metazoa, Nematoda, Chromadorea, Rhabditida, Rhabditidae. The transcript is spliced from 10 exons.